Molecule: messenger RNA, 3086 nt
Organism: Melospiza georgiana
Lineage: Eukaryota; Metazoa; Chordata; Aves; Passeriformes; Passerellidae
Exons: 5
Coding region: 153-3086 (977 amino acids)
Source: RefSeq, a predicted model, not a curated record
CAACUUUCCGACGCCAGCGCAGAGUUUUGCCCUGAUCGCCGGGACCGCGUGAGCGUGCGGCGCCGAGGCCAUGCGGUGAGCGAGUCUUGUGAAGAAAGCAAUUUGAGGACCAUGCAUCCGUGACUCCUGGAACCAGCCUGUGAGCCAGGGCGAUGGAAGUUCUCGAGGGCCUCCAGCGUACUGCUUCUGUGAGCAUUCCCAAUGGAUGUGCCAACAGGAUUUCCCAAGGAAACAUGGAUGGAGGGAGCACUGAUGCCUUGGAGGCCUGUGGUGCUGAGCACCGCGCCUCUGGCGACGCAGUCCCCGGUGAGCAGGAGGAAACACACAGGUAUAAGAAGACAACCAAGGGCAGCCGGAUCUGGAAUUUUGUCAGACGAAGGAAAGGACUCUCUACAAAUAAAGACAGGCCCCAGUCCAUGAUUCUGCUGGGAGUUGCCUCUGAGGCACCAGAAUUGAAAAAGCCAUCCUUCAUGGACAGGGUACGCUCGUCAAAAAAGGGAAGAUCCUCCAGGACAUCCAAGAACGUGGAUUUGAGAGCAUCCAGAGUGCAGGACGUGUGUGAUCCUGAGGAGGACCCUCAUGGCAGUGGGCAGAGGGCUGUCUACAGGGUGAGGAAGCUGGGUGACGGCCGGAGGCCCUCCCGCCAUUCCUACGCGGGGUUCAUCGAGGAUUUGGACUCUUCUUUUGAGGACAUAGAGCUGAACAUCAGCAUUCCUGAACUCGAUGCCACUGAAAGUAAAUGUCUCAGGGAUAUCAGUGGCAGAUUACACGGUGAGGAUAAUGAUGGUAACUGCCACAGAAUAGCGGCCAGGAAGAGCGAAUCUUUGAAUUUUGAACACGUUAAGAGUCCUGCAAUUAUAGAAGGGGACAAUCAAAAGAGGUGUGCUGUGCUCCCACAGGAGAGCAGGAGAGGAAGGAGCUCUGAUGUCUGGAGCUAUCUGAAAGGAAUUUCAUUAGCUAGCAAAGAUAAUUCAAAGCUCCCAGAUCAAAGGGCUGAAACCAAUUUCCAGAACUUGGAAAAUACAACUGAUCAUUCCGCUUCUUACUUUGACUUUGAUACAAGAUGUGAGGAAAAUCUCAGCCAGCGAAAAAAAUCAAAUGGUGCUGCCAAAGCCACUCACUUUGGGGGUGUUGUGAGGUUCCUGAGCAGCGUGGCCGAGGCGGCCCGGCGGCUGCGAGGCUCCUCCAGGGCGUUCUCCCCCGAUGAGAGGAGGCCUCAGCGCAGUUUCCGGGGCCGCAGGCAGGACGUGGCCUCCCCCAGAGAGGGCCUGGUUCUCGAGAACGAGAGCGCCAAGGCCUUCUGCACGGUGGGAGCCUGCCUGCAGUCCCCGGAUUCGGGCACCUGGGAGAACCUGAGCUUUGAGAGUCUGGGGGGGAAGGAGCCCCUGCAGCACUGCAAAACCACAGAUGGGCUGAAAGGCCUUGAUUCCUCUGGCCUGGACAGUGGCAAUGACAGGCUUAAUGAAACCUCACCUUCUCCUUUUGGGCCAGAGCCAUCCAUGUCCCACCUGGCAGAGCUUGCAGACGGCUCUUUCACUGAGCUGAACAGCAAAGAUCCCUCUGAGGAUCUGGUUGAACUUGCACAGAUGACUCUGGCUGAACCGAUUGAGGACUUAGGCACUAAUCCAGAGAAGACCCAGGUCAUGGCCAGGGACCUGUCACCUUCUCAUGAUCUUUCUGUGAAUAGUGUGGAUACUGUGGACCUGGCCUGUUCUCCAGCUGCCAGUGGGGACUUACCUGCAGAAACUGAAGUGCAGAUUCACCUUCCACAGGCAUCACCAACUAAAUUGGAUUCUGGAGAUGUGGCUUGUGCCCCAGUGGUUGCUAAAGACAUGGCUUCAUCUCCAACAGUAGCUCAGGAGUUUUCAGAGACAGAACUGGAUAAUCAGGACUUGAGAAAUCCUGAGCUGCCUUUGCAGAACUUGUCUGGAAGUGAGCUGGAGUUCCAGGACACUGGCAGUACCCUGGAGAGGGUCGUGGGCAGGGACCUGGCACCUUCUCCUGAUCUUCCUGUCAGUAAUGUGGAUGCUGCAGGCCUGGGCUGCUCUCCAGCUGCUGAUGGUGCCUUUCCUGCAGUGUCUGAGGCUCAGGCCCACAUUGCACAGACAUCAUGGACUGAACUUGAUACUGAGGACGUGGCUUGUGCCCCAGCGAUUGCUAAAGACAUGGAUCAAUCUCCAGCUGCGGCUCAGGAAAUUUCAAGGACAGAACUGGAUAAUCAGGACUUGAGAAACCCUGAGCUGCCUUUGCAAGACUUGUUGGGUGGUGAUCUGGAGAUUCAGGACCUGGGCAGUACUCCAGAGACAUCACAGGCUGUGGACAGGGAUGUGCCACCUUCUCCUGAUCUUCCUGUGAAUGAGCUGGGUGCUGUGGACUUGGACCAUUCCUCAGCUGCCAAUGGUGACUCCUCUGCAGCACCUGAGGCUCUGAUCCACCUGCCCCAGGCAGCUGUGACUGAAGAGAACCAAGACACUGUCAGUACUCUGGAGAAGAGUCAGGUCACAGGCAGGAACCUGCCACCUUCUCAGGACAUUCCCGAGGAUAUUCUGGAUGCUGCGGGCAUGGGCUGUUCCGCAGUUGCCGACGUGGACUUUUCUGUAGUGACUUUUUUCAAGUGUUCCACAGUGAAAAGGCAGGGUUUGGAACAGCCUGGUGGCCGCAUUAAAAAGCGGGGAACCGCUUCAUUUGUGGAACAAAACUCUGUGGAGGUCAUGGACAGAGUGGAAGAGUUUGACUGCAGCACGGAGUGCAGGCCCUUCCAGGUGCACGUCUCCAGGAUUGUCUCUUCUGGACGCCUCAAAAAUGGAAAGCCGACGUCUCCCCCUGCUCAGCCGUGCCCGCAGGCAGAGCCCUUCAAGGCGCUGGUGGAGCGCUGCCGCUCGGAGCCGCUGUCACAGAGCACCCCCAUGGGGCUGGACCAGCUGGGAGGGCGCAUGCAGCACCUGCUCCGCAGGCGUGCUGAGAACGAGCAGGCUUCAAAGACCCUGAAGGUGCGCGGGAACUGCAGGAACGGCGGCCGUCGAUGGAACCUCUUCAAGCCUGGAGCUGAGAAGCUGCAGAUCAGUCGGAGCAAUGUGCCUGACUAA